Messenger RNA from Chenopodium quinoa (quinoa), 1923 nucleotides. Its product is annotated as protein FAR1-RELATED SEQUENCE 5-like. Gene Ontology annotation, biological process: regulation of DNA-templated transcription. The transcript has 6 exons. Bases 1 to 1923 code for a protein of 640 amino acids. NCBI's taxonomy places the organism in Eukaryota, Viridiplantae, Streptophyta, Magnoliopsida, Caryophyllales, Amaranthaceae. The record is from RefSeq and is a predicted model, not a curated record.
AUGAAAGAACUUUGUUGUGGGUUUAAAAAUGUCAGGGGCAGUAAAAAUGACUUCAAAAAUUUUUCUAGGGACUUGAAAGUUUAUAUCUCUAAUGCUGAUGGUGCAAUGUUUGUUCAAAACCUUGAACAAAAAGUGAAAAGCAUUAAAGGGGGUAAUUAUUUCGAUUACUGUGUUGAUGAAAGCAGGUACUUGACACGUGUUUUUUGGGCUGAUGCUAUUGGUAGAAGAGAUUAUCAAUUGUUUGGGGACUCUUUAUCUUUUGAUUCUACCUAUGAUACAAAUAAAUACUCAUUGGUUUUCUGCCCUUUCACUGGAGUUGAUAAUCAUAAGAGAUGUGUUACAUUUUGUGCUGCUUUAUUAUCUAAAGAAGAUGUAGAAUCUUUUGUGUGGCUAUUUCAAACUUUUUUGAAGUGUAUGGGAAGAGAACCCUCUUGCAUAAUCAAUGAUCAAGACCCUACAAUGGGUAUUGCCAUACAAAAGGUUUUUACCAAGACGAAACACGAGUUAUGUAUGUGGCACAUAAUGAGGAAGGCACCUGAAAAGGUUGGAACUCAGUUUUGUAAUGAAACUGAGUUCUUGAAAAAGCUAGGUGCAGUAGUUUGGGAUAGAGAAAUUGAUCCCCAUGUAUUUGUUGAUUGCUGGAACAGUGUUAUGGAGGAAUUUGACCUUGUAGAUCAUGAGUGGUUUGCAUACAUGCUCAAGAUUAGGCAUCUUUGGAUCCCUACAUAUUUCAAGGACUUGUUUAUGGAUGGGUUACUGCGUUCUACUUCUAGGUCUGAAGGUGAAAACAGUUUCUUUUGUAAUUUUAUAAACCCCCAUGUGACCUGUGUUGAAUUCUUUGUCCGUUAUGAAACUGCUCUUGAUGCUCAAAGGCAUGAACAGGAUGAGUUGAACAGGCUUAAUAAAUCUGAGCCUCAAUUGCUUGCUCAUUUACACUUGGGAAAGCACGCUGUUGUUGUUUGCAGUCGUGCCAUCUUUUAUGAUUUUCAAGAAGAAUGUCAGGCGGCCUGUUGUCAUGUGGUGUUGAAAGUUGGAGUUCUCUAUAUGGAGAUGGUGUGGAGUUUUCUAAAAGACAUUCUGAAGAAAGCUUCUGCCAUAAAUGUUGUUCUGGAUGAUGCUUCUAAGUAUGAUAAGAAGAAGCAAUUGGUGAGUGAUGUGUGGUCUAAGAUUUUCAGUUGUGUGAGUUUAUCUGAGCAAUUUGAGGAUGAUUUAUCUGAGCUUAUUAGGACAUUAUCUUCAUUUGAGGAGCAGAUGCUGACAAAGAAUAAUCCUGAAAAUGCAACUAGUUCAAAAGAGGUGAAAGAUGCUGAUAUUCAGGUUUUGGUUGGGUCAAAUGAAGUAGAUGUAAACAUAUUUCCUCCAAAUCAAUGUCUUAAUAAAGGUUCUACCAGAAGUUCAAAGCUAUUGAAGAGUGCAAAAGAAAUAGCUUCUGAAGAAAAAUCCAAAAAGGGCAGAACCUGUAAAGCUUGUGGGCAAUCUGGUGUUUCACAUGACAGUGUUAUUAUACUUAAGCAAUUGGUGAGUGAUGUGUGGUCUAAGAUUUUCAGUUGUGUGAGUUUAUCUGAGCAAUCAAAGGCUGAUUUAUCUGAGCUUAUUAGGACAUUAUCGUCAUUUGAGGAGCAGAUGCUGACAAAGAAUAAUCAUGAAAAUGCAACUAGUUCAAAAGAAGUGAAAGAUGCUGAUAUUCAGGUUUUGGUUGGGUCAAAUGAAGUAGAAGUAAACAUCUUUCCUCCAAAUCAGUGUCUUAAUAAAGGUUCUGCCAAAAGUUCAAAGCGGUUGAAGAGUGCAAAAGAAAUAGCUUCUGAAGAAAAAUCCAAAAAGGGCAGAACUUGUAGAGCUUGUGGACAAUCUGGUGUUUCACAUGACAUUAGAAACUGUCCAAACAAGUGUUAUUAUACUUUUAUUAUAAUACUUGGAUAUUGA